CGAGCUUUCCAUCAGUCUUCCACUUUCGUCUAGUUUACUCGAUUAUAAAAGGAUCAGUUGUGAAUAUGGCAUCAGUUUGUGCGGUGGUGGCUCACAUUUUUCUCUGUCUAAACAUCGUCAAAGUUUGCUCAGUGAACUCGUCAGAGCUGACCGGAGAUAUCCCUGCAACAGAACCGUCAUUCCACAAUCCUGCUCGAGACAUGAUGACUGUUAAUAUGUACAGAGUUUAUGAUAAAUACAGCAAGAAGCAUCAUCAUCAACAUCGACAGAACGCCAAUACAAUCCGAAGCUUUAGAGGAGUCCAAGAGCUGUCCCACCACAAAGUUGUUUUCCGCUUCAACCUGACCUCCAUCCCCGAUUCAGAGACGAUACUGACGUCAACUCUGCACUUUCUUGACCAGCAAGUUCGUCAGCGGCCUUGGGCCUGCCGUCGUUCCCGCGGAUCCGCAUGCCGUCUCCAGUACCUUCAGUCACUCACCACAACACGUCUCAUCAUUAGAGGAACAUCACCAAACGCUGCCAUCCCCUCUCAGCUGUGCAACAUCACACUGUCCCCUAGCAGAAAGGGGCUUUGGCAGAUUACAGACGUAUCAUCAGCCAUCAAACAAGCCCAUGUGAACGGCGAACUAUCGAUUGCCGUUGAGUUUGACUUCGGUCCCCACAGACGUCAUGAUCGUUUGCCUCCUCACAGUCUGCCGUUCAUUCUUGUAUACGCUGAUGACGUUGCCAUAACUGAACCAAACAGCAUUGCUAUGAGUUUGCAGAGAUACAGUCCGUCUACUGUGGUUGAUGAGACCAGGACCAAAGCGUCCACAGCUUCUUUAAGCUCUAGAAUCAGAAGGGAACUGGAUCACUUGGAGAAUAACUACCUUCCUGACGUCCAGUACAACGACCUGAAGAGCAGGGAGUUCUGGGACAGCGGCUUUUUUGCGAAAAAGCCCAAACCAUUGUCAAAAGGCCAGGGCUAUCACGAGGGAUCGAGAGGGUCGCAGGAGCUCACCUUUGACGAGAAGACCAUGAAAAAAGCGAGACGCAAGCAGUGGAGUGAACCGCGAGUGUGUGCGCGCCGGUACCUGAGGGUGGACUUCGCAGACAUCGGUUGGAGCGAAUGGAUAUUAGCGCCGAAAGCAUUUGAUGCCUACUAUUGUGCAGGAACCUGUGGAUUCCCGAUUCCAAAGGUUGUUCAUCCCUCCAAUCAUGCGACCAUCCAGAGUAUAGUGCGAGCCGUGGGGAUCGUGCCUGGCGUCCCAGAGCCGUGCUGCGUUCCCGACACGAUGAGCUCUCUGGCUGUGCUGUUCCUGGACUCCAGCAGGAACAUGCUAGUGAAGGUCUAUCCCAGCAUGUCUGUGGAGACCUGUGCCUGUCGGUAAGGAGAGCAAGCUCAAUAAUGGACAUAUAGAUAAAUACAACCUGCAAAACAAUGAACUCAGCUCAAGGGACUGCCGAAAAUGAACUUUAUAUCUCUGCAAAUAAGACCUCGACACCUCAAACAGGCUAAUAUUGGAUCUUUGCACACAAACAUUGUAUCCUCUUUCCACUCUCUUUUUUUUUUUUUUACGAAUUGUAUAUAAUCCUUAUUGUAACAUAUAGUAAGCCAAGCUGUUUUUGUUUUGAAACAAGUACAAAGCAAAUUUAAAAGAACCUAGUGAUUUAAACGGAUUUACACUUUAUUUUA
Rhinichthys klamathensis goyatoka is the source of this 1675-nucleotide messenger RNA. It is a transcript of the gene ifngr1l, whose product is annotated as growth differentiation factor 10b. The record is from RefSeq and is a predicted model, not a curated record. The coding region runs from base 66 to 1370 and encodes 434 amino acids. The transcript has 3 exons. Gene Ontology annotation, molecular function: cytokine activity; growth factor activity. Gene Ontology annotation, biological process: BMP signaling pathway; SMAD protein signal transduction. Lineage: Eukaryota; Metazoa; Chordata; Actinopteri; Cypriniformes; Leuciscidae. Gene Ontology annotation, cellular component: extracellular region.